Dovyalis caffra is the source of this 588-nucleotide messenger RNA. The record is from the annotation of a GenBank genome assembly. Lineage: Eukaryota; Viridiplantae; Streptophyta; Magnoliopsida; Malpighiales; Salicaceae.
AUGUUUAAAUCCCUUUUCAGCCGCAGGAAGUCCAAGAAUUCAGAUUCCUCUAUCGAUUCACCAUCUGCUAUGUCUACUCCAAUAAACGGAUCCAAAUCUCCCUCUGUCAGGCUGAGACCCCAAGUUGAAGAGCUUGAGCAAGUUUUCAAGAAAUUCGACGUCAACGGCGAUGGAAAGAUCUCCUCAGCUGAACUGGGCUCGAUCAUGGCAAGCCUGGGUUAUGAAGCAACAGAAGAUGAGCUGCAAACUAUGAUAACAGAAUUCGACGCCGACGGUGAUGGGUUCAUUGAUUUGCAAGAAUUCGUGGCACUAAACACACAUGGGGUGGAUACGAAUGAGGUAAUGGAGAAUCUAAAGGAUGCUUUCUCUGUUUACGACAUUGAUGGAAAUGGGUCUAUUUCUGCAGAGGAAUUGCAUAAGGUUAUGGCCAGUUUGGGGGAGCCUUGUUCAAUGGCUGAGUGCAGGAAGAUGAUUAGUGGGGUUGAUAGUGAUGGCGAUGGGAUGAUUGAUUUUGAGGAGUUUAAGGUGAUGAUGAUGAUGGGUGCUAGGUGGGAUUCCAUGGAUGCUAUUAAAGGAAUUGGGGGUUAG